Echinops telfairi (small Madagascar hedgehog) is the source of this 5476-nucleotide messenger RNA. RefSeq names its product sterile alpha motif domain containing 8 (gene SAMD8). Gene Ontology annotation, cellular component: endoplasmic reticulum membrane; Golgi membrane. Gene Ontology annotation, biological process: ceramide biosynthetic process. The record is from RefSeq and is a predicted model, not a curated record. Gene Ontology annotation, molecular function: sphingomyelin synthase activity; ceramide cholinephosphotransferase activity; protein binding. The transcript has 6 exons. Lineage: Eukaryota; Metazoa; Chordata; Mammalia; Afrosoricida; Tenrecidae. Bases 114 to 1361 code for a protein of 415 amino acids.
CGCUUCGCUCCAGCGAGGCCCGGAGGGCCCCGCACUCCCUGGGCGGCUCCGACGCCGGCUCGGAGGUGGCUCGAGGGAGCCGGACACCUGCGGCGGAGACAGUAGAAAAGGAAAUGGCAGUCCCUAGUCAUGUGUGCAUUCGCCGCUGGACUACCAAGCAUGUUGCUGUUUGGCUGAAAGAUGAAGGCUUUUUCGAAUAUGUGGACGUCUUAUGCAACAAGCAUCGACUUGAUGGAAUCACAUUGUUAACAUUGACUGAAUAUGAUCUCCGGUCUCCUCCUCUGGAAAUCAAAGUCUUAGGGGACAUUAAAAGGCUAAUGCUCUCAGUUCGCAAAUUGCAGAAAAUACAUAUUGAUGUUUUAGAAGAGAUGGGGUACAACACUGACAGUCCCAUGGGUUCCAUGACCACUUUUGUCAGCGCUCUUCAGAGUUCAGACUGGCUUUGUAAUGGUGAUCCUUCACAUGACUCUGAUGGACCCAUCCCUGACUUGAAUUCUGAUCAAUAUCAGUACAUGAAUGGUAAAAGCAAACAUUCUGUUCGAAGACUGGACCCAGAGUACUGGAAGACCAUAUUGAGUUGUAUAUAUGUUUUCAUAGUAUUUGGAUUUACAUCCUUCAUUAUGGUUAUAGUCCAUGAACGAGUUCCAGACAUGCAAACCUAUCCACCACUUCCAGAUAUAUUCUUAGACAGUGUUCCUAGAAUCCCAUGGGCCUUUGCUAUGACAGAAGUGUGUGGUAUGAUUCUGUGCUAUAUAUGGCUCCUGGUUCUUCUUCUCCACAAGCACAGGUCAAUACUUCUGCGAAGACUCUGUAGUCUGAUGGGCACUGUGUUCUUGCUUCGCUGCUUCACUAUGUUUGUGACCUCCCUCUCCGUGCCAGGACAGCACCUACAGUGUACUGGAAAGAUAUAUGGCAGUGUAUGGGAGAAAUUACACCGGGCCUUUGCCAUUUGGAGUGGCUUUGGUAUGACCCUGACUGGCGUUCACACUUGUGGCGAUUACAUGUUCAGUGGCCACACAGUUGUCUUAACUAUGCUGAAUUUCUUUGUCACUGAAUAUACACCAAGAAGCUGGAAUUUCUUGCACACUUUAUCCUGGGUUCUCAACCUUUUUGGAAUCUUCUUCAUUUUGGCUGCCCAUGAACAUUAUUCCAUUGAUGUAUUUAUUGCCUUUUAUAUCACAACAAGACUCUUUUUGUACUACCAUACUCUGGCCAAUACCAGAGCUUACCAGCAAAGUAGAAGAGCAAGGAUUUGGUUUCCCAUGUUUUCAUUUUUUGAAUGCAAUGUUAAUGGUACAGUACCAAAUGAAUAUUGUUGGCCAUUUUCAAAACCGGCAAUAAUGAAAAGGCUAAUUGGAUGACAAUAUUUUUGUAAAGAGUUCAUGAUUAAACAUAUAGUAGUUGUUGAAAAUAACUUUGCUUUCUCCCCUAGGUUGUUCCUGGAGGCCUUGCCUUUUUGGUUUAUAUGUUGACAAAGCAAAGCUCCUUGUUCUGAACAAGGCUGUGGUUGUGAAAAGCAAGUUGAGCAAUCAAGAGUCCUUACAUAAUUGUUUGAACAGAAAACUUAAGUAGGUGUUCUCUGCCUUUGCCCUUUCGGCGGAGUUAAUGUUUGUGAGUGAAGUCAGGCUGUUGCCCAUGUCUUUUGAGUAUUUGCUUAUUGAUCUUAAGUAAAUCAUUUAAGCAGUGUGUGAGUUGAAAUCUUUUUAUUGAUUGCCAGUAGAACUCUAGUCAAAAAAUAUUUUUUGAAGCUCCUGAUUCUCUUCAAAGGAAAAGUUCCUAUCAAGUGAGCGAUCCUUGUUCGUUGAAUUAUUUUCUAUGUCUCUUUAGAAAAUGCAACUCUGGAAAGUGAUCUUCUUUAUUGACAGAUAAUUUUUCCUUCUGAACCAACUCCAAGAAAAGUAAUUGAAUAUACCAGGAUGCCAAACACAAAGAGAAGGCAAGGCGCAGUACACAAGAUGGCAAAGAACUGAUGAAGAAGCCACCUGCCCCCUCAUUAAUGCAAGUAUAGUGCUUGCAGUUGCCACCACAAGUGUUACAAUAGGUGCAUUUCCUAUUUGGUUCUGAGUGUUCAAUGACUCUCAGUAUUCAUGAGGGAAAAAUUGCUGCAUCCAUAAAAAUAAAAUUAACUUAGUGAUGUUAGAUGCCUGGAAUAACUUUGUGCUAUAGUUGUUAGUUAGACAAGUGACAGCCCAGUAUUAGGCUGUUUUAAUGAUAUUAUUUAAUGAAUAAAGUGAAAGUAUGCUGCCAUUUGUUAGGUAAAGUGUCUAUGUCCUUAAAAAGGGAGGUAUACAUGUAAAGAAUUUUUUCUUCUAAAAUGAAAUUUAUUAAGUGGUUUCAAAUAUUUUUGAAACUUUUUGACUUUUGAAAUUUUUCAUUAGUGUCCAUCAAAAGUAAACAGUCUCAGACAGAUUUGGAUAUUAAAAGGUUUAGUUGGUAUAGUUUUUAAAUACAGUUGUGUACAUACAUUCUUUCUAAUGGCUUUUGACAGUCAGGAAGUUAUGUUAACUUAGGUGCUGUUUACAACACUAGAAGGUUAGCUCCCUAAGUAAUUUCACAACUCUAGUAACACUUGUCACUUUAUUUGUAAUGAUUUGGAUAGCAGUUACAGCAGUUUGGUGGUGAUAGAGGAAUUUGAAUCCCAACUAGUGAGCUUAGCCACUUGAAAUAUUGUGUAGUCUUCCCAUUCCAUUUUAAAGUGAACCGUUAGAAAAGAUGCUGGCAUACCGAGGUCUGCAGUCAGAUCUCACAGCAGAAGCCCUCUCCUUUCGUGAGUAAUGCAUUCUUGUUGCACUUUAAUUCAUAGUCCCACUCCGGUAUAAGCUGCAGAGAGGAAACGGAAUGAAUUUAGCAGUAUUAUGCAAGCAAGUUUUAGUCAUUGUUAAAUGACCCCAAUUUCAGUCUGCUCAGAACAUUAUUUUUUAUUUCUCACUUGAGGUAAUAGAACAAGGCAAUUCAAGUUUUAUUAUGCUUUUAAAUCUCAUGCUUCAGAAUCUUCUAUAUUAAAUUGUUGGUUCUAUAAUAUGUCAGGGACAAAAAUGCCAACAUUUCAUUUAAGGGAAUUUUAUAGUCAUGAAAGGUGAAGGAAGUCCUAAGACCCUUAAGGUGGCUUGACCCUUGAAGUUGAGAGUUUUAUUGUUGCCAUUGUUUCCAAAUGGCAGAGUAGAACUGAAUUUAGCUAAGGAGGGACUGAUGUUGGCUUUUAGGAAAACGUUCCCCAAAAUGUGUGAUCACAUUAAUUCAGAAAUAUUAAAUCGCUACUAAGUGGUAAUUUUUCCCUAACAUCAGCCUUCUUUCCUUCAUAUGGACUCCGUUCUAGAACAAAGUAGAAAAAAAAUGCAGCUAACUUUGCAGAGCUGUUGACAUUGAGAGAAGAUUGUAAAAUAACUUUUCAGCCUUGCAUUUACUCAUGCCUGUUUUGAGAAAAAGGUAAGCUAGACAUAUAAUUCAUUGUUAUAGCUAUCACAAGGCAGUGUUUACAAAAAUUAAUCAUCUUCAAGUCUCUUUUUUAACAUGAAACCUACAUUUUAGUAACUUUUUUGGUCCAGAAAUUUCCAAACUUUGUCUUUGUAAUUUUUUUCUUGUUAAAUCACAGAGAAAUUAAUCUUUAUGUUUACAUUUUGGGAUUGAAUGUGGACAGGUAGAGAAGCUUACAUGCCUUAGAGCUACAUAUUUUUUCAAGAAGGUUUCUGGCUUUGAGGUACAAACUAGGAAGGCAUACUAAAAUUCUUGUUUUUUCCUUUUUUUAAUGUUCUUGGAGACAGCAUCACCUUUUUCAAAAACAAACAAAGACCAGACAGGGCAGUGUUACUGCUAGCAUGAUUGAAGUCAGAAGGAUGUGGCAGUCUUGAAGAAGUAAAGUCUGCUGUUAUCAUUAGAUAAUUUGGAGAAAGCCUCUUAGCUGAACUGCAGGAUUUUCAGCAUGACUGUAUUCUAUAUAGCUGGAAUUACUAGGGCAAAAGUAAAUCUAUAUGCAGUUUAUUAGUAUUCUUUCAAAUCAGAAAACAAUGAGUUUACACCUAAAACAGUAUGUAAGUUGAUCACAAUUAAAACCCAGUGGCCAGAGAACCCUGCUGCUAGUAUAACUGUUUUUAAGAACGACACUGCAAAUAAUGUUCUUUCCUACGUAUUCUGCCUGAAUAAAUCCUAUAAUUUAUAAAUGUGUGACACAGGAGCCAAAUCCUCUUAAAGCUAAUAUGAAACAGUCUAUUUUAGAGAAAUCUGGAAGAUGUGUGUUACUGGAGUCAAAUUCAGAGUAAUACUAAACUGCUUUGACUUUAUUCCACAAAAAGCAAUUAUAUAAUAAACUUUCUUUUAAGGAUUCCAAUUUUAAAAUACUAGAGAAUGUUAACCAUUUUCUUGUCUUCAACUUUUUAUUUUAAGAAAUGUAAUUAUUUGAUAGUCUUUAAAGACUAAAAGUUACCCCUUAUUCAAAAUAAUUAUAGUAAUAGUUACCUGUCAGUUCUUUAAGGUAUUCGGGUAUUUGAGGCAAAAAAAGCUCUUUUUUAGAAUAGUCUGGUUGCUUUCUUAAGCAAUAUUGAUCUCAUGUAGACAUUUUCAAAUCUGACAGAGCUUGUCAGUUUUAAUACCACUUUACUUACUACAGUUUAGACAGUUUGCAUUUGUAAGUUUAGACUGAAUUAGCCUUACACCUCUGUAAGAAGUGUAUAAGUGUAGAAUUAGCCUUACACCUAUGUAGAUGGGAACUGUUAACAUCAAAGGUCAGAAUGCUUCAGGUGAAAGAAAAAGGCAAGAGUUUUGUUUUGUUGUCUUUGAAUGACUUUAAAUGACUGAAAUCAGUAGGAAGUAGGUUAUGGUUCCUUAUAUCGCCCUCAACCCCCACCCCCAAUCAAAUGCCAUCAGUUUUAAAUAACUAAAAUAGGACCUGUUAUUUUGCAUCAAGUUUAUUACUAAUACCUGUGAGGUCUAUAAGCCAUAUUUCAACGAAUAAAUUGGGUUUAAGAAUACUGUUUACUCCAAGUUUCAGCGAAAUAAUCUUUGUGCCUGAAAUGGAGGGAGAAGAAAGGAAUACUCUGCUUAUUCCAGGUCUUAUUUCCUACUGGGUUAUUUGAAAAUCAACAUAGCCAAGGGAUGUUAUUGGUUAAUGUCAUUUUAAAAUAUGUUUAAUAUUAAUAAUUUUUCAUUCAGAGAAUUUGGAUUCUUAGGACAAUGGAAUAUUUUUGACAUGGAACAAAGAAAAUGGAAACUGGUACUAACUGGGGAAAGAGCAGAGUUAGCUCGCACUGAAAUGAGCAUGUUUUAUUUUGAGUAUUCUACCAAAUGUCUCACUGUCCACAGAGAAACUGGUAUUACUUGAAGGUGUGGAAGUUUCUGUGGUAGCCAUACCUUGAAGCACAGAUUUGUAUAUAAGUAAAUACCUUGAUUCUAAAUUAAAUCCAGAUGUAACUAAUAUAUAUUAUUUUAUAUCUUUGUUGUAUUAAAAUGUUUAAAAACACUAAAAAUAAAACAUUUGAAAGUC